Molecule: messenger RNA, 2385 nt
Organism: Diospyros lotus (date-plum)
Lineage: Eukaryota; Viridiplantae; Streptophyta; Magnoliopsida; Ericales; Ebenaceae
Exons: 21
Coding region: 122-2164 (680 amino acids)
Molecular function (GO): protein binding
Source: RefSeq, a predicted model, not a curated record
GCGACGCAGUUUCUCACGACGAUCGUACUUAGGUUAUCACACAACGCAGUGACAGGCCUCCCCGCUUGGACUUGUGAGUGUUGGCAGCCGCUUGACCCUCGAGACAGCGGGAGUGGGAAGAAUGGGGAAGAAGACGAAGAAGCCGGGCAAAGGAAAAGAGAAAACGGAGAGAAAAACUGCCAAAGCUGAAGGAAAGAGAGCUCGCAGAGAAACCAAGAAGGUCUCUCCCGAAGACGACAUCGAUGCCAUCCUGCUGAGUAUACAGAAGGAGGAAGCCAAGAAGAAAGAGGUCCACGUUGAAGAAAAUGUCCCCGCUCCGUCUCGGCGAGCGAAUUGCUCGUUGAACAUUAAUCCCUUGAAAGAUACCGAGUUGAUUCUCUAUGGGGGUGAAUUUUACAACGGUAAUAAGACAUUUGUAUAUGGUGAUCUUUAUCGUUAUGAUGUGGAAAAGCAGGAGUGGAAAUUGGUUUCCAGCCCAAACAGUCCACCACCACGCAGUGCACAUCAGGCAGUUGCCUGGAAGAACUAUCUUUAUAUUUUCGGUGGUGAGUUCACGUCUCCAAAUCAAGAGCGGUUUCAUCACUACAAGGACUUCUGGGUGUUGGACCUGAAAACAAAUCAAUGGGAACAAUUAAAUUAUAAAGGUUGUCCAAGUCCACGAUCUGGUCACCGGAUGGUUUUAUACAAGCACAAAAUUAUUGUUUUUGGGGGAUUUUAUGACACUCUUAGAGAAGUGAGGUAUUUCAAUGAUUUGCAUGUUUUUGACCUGGAUCAGUUUAAGUGGCAAGAGAUAAAACCGACACCUGGCUGCAUGUGGCCCUGUGCUCGGAGUGGUUUCCAGCUUUUUGUUCACCAAGAUGAGAUAUUUUUGUAUGGUGGCUAUUCCAAAGAAGUUUCAUCUGACAAAAAUGGCUCUGAGAAGGGUAUUGUUCAUUCAGAUAUGUGGUCCCUUGAUCCUAGGACAUGGGAAUGGAAUAAGGUAAAGAGAAGUGGAAUGCCGCCUGGCCCCCGUGCUGGGUUUUCUAUGUGUGUCCACAAAAAGCGGGCUCUGCUUUUCGGGGGUGUAGUGGAUAUGGAAGUUGAAGGUGAUGUAAUAAUGAGUUUGUUCUUGAAUGAACUUUAUGGAUUUCAGUUGGACACUUGGCGCUGGUAUCCACUGGAGCUACGGAAGCAGAAGUCAACAAAAGUUAAGUUGAACAAGAGUUCAGAUGAGAAAACAAACACCGCCAACCGUGACAGCAAAAUAAGUGCAAUUGAAGAAGAGAAGCGUGGAGCAAAUGACAAAGAUGAGGAUGUGGAGUACAGUGAAGAAGCAGAUGUGGAAAGCAGUGUUGAUGAUAUUUCACUUGCUAUGGAAACAAACAUGAACAUUGAUGUUAAGGGGGUGGCUACCACGUCUGAUGGAAAGUGUCCCAGAUCUAGUUCAACAGAUCGUUUGCAAAGUUAUAUUUUACCAGAGAUAGUGAAGCCGCGUGGACGUAUAAAUUCCUGCAUGGUUGUGGGAAGAGAUACACUUUAUAUUUAUGGGGGCAUGAUGGAAGUAAAAGAUCGAGAAGUUACACUCGAUGAUUUGUAUACACUUAAUCUAAGCAAACUUGAUGAAUGGAAGUGCAUCAUACCGGCAUCUGAAUCUGAAUGGAUAGAAGGCUCAGAGGAUGAAGAUGAGGAUGAAGAAGAAGAUGACAGUAAAGAUGAAGAAUCUGGUAGUGGAGAUGAGAGUGAUGAGACUGAUGCUGAUGCAGAUGAUGCUGGGAAUAAUGGUCCUGGAUCACUUGAAUUGGGAGAUGCUGUUGCUAUAAUUAAGGGCGAGGGAAAAAAUCUUCGGCGGAAAGAGAAACGGGCCAGGAUAGAGCAGAUCAGAGCCCACCUUGGCCUCUCUGAUUGUCAGCGAACACCAACGCCUGGAGAAUCCUUAAAAGACUUCUACAAACGGACAAACAUGUACUGGCAAAUGGCAGCAUAUGAACAUACUCAACAUACUGGGAAGGAGCUCCGCAAGGAUGGUUUUGACCUUGCUGUUGCUCGAUACAAGGAGCUUAAACCAAUCCUCGAUGAGCUGGCCGUUUUGGAGGCAGAGCAGAAGGCUGAAGAGGAAGAAGGCCCCGAGAGUAGCAGCCUGAAAAAGAGAGGCAAUAAGAAAAACAAACACUUAGCAUCAAAGUAGUUUGAGCUUCCAAAAAGUUGCCAUCAAUAGAUUUUGAAUUUUGGCCGUGGUAAUCAGAUUUUCAUCCUGGCACCAGUCAGUCAAGCAAAUUUGCCAUAAUCUGUCCUGGUAAUACACUUCCGACUUCCUUUCAGUGAUCAUUGUUUGAACUUUGAAGUAAGUACUUGUUGGCUAUUAAGUACUUGGCUCUAGGGAGCAUCUUAGCUCUAUUGAAGGGUCCA